This is a messenger RNA of Syzygium oleosum, 4037 nucleotides long. Its product is annotated as ABSCISIC ACID-INSENSITIVE 5-like protein 2. Gene Ontology annotation, molecular function: DNA-binding transcription factor activity. The transcript is spliced from 4 exons. The record is from RefSeq and is a predicted model, not a curated record. Gene Ontology annotation, cellular component: nucleus. Bases 281 to 1207 code for a protein of 308 amino acids. NCBI's taxonomy places the organism in Eukaryota, Viridiplantae, Streptophyta, Magnoliopsida, Myrtales, Myrtaceae. Gene Ontology annotation, biological process: positive regulation of DNA-templated transcription.
CUCUUUCUCUCUCUCGUGCUCGCGCCUGCGAACUGUCCUCUGCCACCUGCGACUGCAUAACUGUAUGAAGGAUUUCCCCCCCCCCCCCCUUCCCUGCAAUUCGCGCCCGCCAUCGCCGGAGCUCCUCCCCCUGCCCCCUCGCGGAUCGAUCCCCACUCCCCACUGCGCGACUUGCAGGUUUCCUGGUUCACACCUGAGUUUUGUCGGCUGUAGGUCUGCUGUCGGUAGAGUUAUGACUCUGAUAUUGGAUUGACCUGGUAAGGCUUGAUCAGCCUGUUGAAUGGGGAUUCAAACAAUGGCUUCGCAAGGUGGUGGCGGUGGUGGUAAUGCCGGCGGCGGCGGCGGCGGCAGGGAUAAUGGAAAAUCUACUGAAGUCCAGCCAUUGACUCGGCAGAAUUCAAUAUACACCCUCACACUUGAUGAGGUCCAAAACCAGUUAGGUGAUUUAGGGAAGCCAUUGAGCAGCAUGAACCUGGACGAGCUUUUGAAGAAUGUCUGGACAGCUGAGGCCGGUCAGUCAAUGUUUAUGGAUGUCGAGGGCAUGGCUGUGGGUAAUCAAAUUGCUCUUCCCCGUCAGGGAAGCCUUUCAUUAACUGGUGCAUUGAGCAAGAAGACGGUUGAUGAGGUAUGGAGAGAUAUACAGCAAAAUAAGAACAGAGGACAAAAUAAAUCAAAGGAACGGCAACCCACUUUAGGAGAAAUGACCUUGGAGGACUUCUUAGUAAAAGCAGGUGUCGUCGUUGAGUCAUCUUCGGAUAAAAGGAGCACAGAUAACAUUGGCGGGGUCGACCCCAGCAUCACGCCGCAGGUUCCUCCUCAAGGACAGUGGAUGCAGUACCCACAACCUCAGUUUGCUCACCCACAGCAAAAUAUAAUGGGCAUUUACAUGCCAGCUCAGAAUAUGCCACAGCCUCUGCAAAUGGGAGCUGGUUCCAUGAUGGACCUUCCAUAUCCUGAUAACCAGCUUGCUUUACCUUCACCAUUGAUUGGAACAUUGUCAGAUUCACAGACAAGUGGUAGGAAAAGAGGCACUCAUGAAGAAGUAGUAGAUAAGAGUGUUGAAAGGAGGCAAAAGCGCAUGAUAAAAAAUCGGGAAUCUGCGGCUCGUUCACGAGCGAGGAAGCAGGCUUACACAAGUGAACUGGAGAACAAAGUUUCGCGGCUAGAAGAGGAAAAUGAAAGGCUGAGGAAACGAAAGGAAAGUUGAAACGAGGGAGGAGCAGUUCACUUUUGCUGAAUUUCGGGAAGUAUCCCUCACUCGAAAAGCGUCAACUCUCCUCUCGUAGGAAGACCUACAUAAACUUUUGCUUAUUGCUCUUAUCUCAACUUGCUGCCAUCAUCCUGUGCUUCUCCUGGUGAUGGGGUUUACUUCUCCCUCUUGAUAUGAAUAAUGUGCCACAAAGUCUAUGAUUUCUUGGAUUUUGUUAGAAAGAUGGAUUUCUUAAAAAAUUAUAGCUUUACCAGCUUUAGCAUGGCCAAUAGUGCUGUGGAAACUUGACUAGGGAAACAAGUCUUUUGUAUGAAGUUGGUCUUCUUGACACAAAGGAGGUGAAGGAUGGUAUCCCUUUUGUGAAAUGUCAAAUAGGAUGGCAUUGAAAAACGAUGUCACUGGAAAGAUGAAUGGACUCAUAGGCUCGAUGGGCAAGAGAGGGACAAAAGAAUGCAAAGCAACUUUCACCCUCCCGCAUGAGGUUACAAAUGUUGUCCGUAGCAUAAUAAUUGCCAAAGGGAGACAAGGACCAAAACAACUUCCCAUACUGCUUGAGAUUGCAAACAUGUAAUACAGUGAUUGUGGAUUUGAACUUGGAUGAACGACAUUCAUCGAGGGAAAGCCAUUAUUAAGUGGCAUAAGGAGUUUAAGUUGAGAUUAGGUUUAUGCAGACAAGAUAGAGUGGGUAGGAAGAGGACUUGAGAGAUAUGUACGAUCUUUGUUCAUCCAGAGCUUAACUUUAGAAGAGGGGAAUUGGCCAUGAGUGUCUGAGAUUGAUAGCUUCACACUUGAAUUUUCUCAGUCUGACUUGAAAAUUGUGGAGGAAGAUAUUAUGGUUGUUUUUGCAUAAUUUUGAGCGAGGAGUGUGAAUCUGUGUCAGUCUUAUUCUAGGAGAGAGCAGGAGCCAUGAUUAUCAAUUAUUAGAGAGCCAGGAGGUAGCAUGCGUAAGACUUGUUAAUGUGCUAGCGUGUUGGCUUAGGAAGGUGGCUGGGGAAUUAAUUGACCAAUUUUCGGAGCAUUUUGUGUAAGAGUUGCGCCUGGUAUAGAUUCCGGACUCCCAUCCUUAAAUUUUGAGUUUUUGAGGAAAACGUUCUGGUUGUGGUGUUAGGUCAUGGCCCUUAUUCUGUUAGUGGGCUAGUGCUUUUGCUCUCAACUGGUCUAUUGGAUAUGGUUAUGGCCCCAUGCUGCCUUUCACAUGAGGCUGGAAAAAGAAGUUUAUUGCAUUUCUUACUGUAGGAUUCCAUUUGCUGACUAGAUAAUGGAUUACCACUUUAUGAAUGUAUAGGGUAUUAAUUGCAAAUCGAAAAGGUGUAAGUUCAUGUCUCAUGUGGUGGUUUUUUUCUUUUUGUACUUGAGGCUGUGGAUUUGGGUGUAGUUGGAGGUGAGUAUUUCCAUGGCAAUAGCUAUUAAGCUCAGGCAAAUUGUAUCGUGGGUGCUUCUGCAAAUGGAGAGAUAAAUGGGGUAAUAGAUAAUUGGAGAAAACCUCAGAACAGUUGAGGGUGUUGCAACAUCUGUUUAUAUUACCGAGAAUAGAUGGCUUUGCACUUUGUUAGGUUUGUUAGAUUGUCCAUAUUUAGUGGGGUACAGGAUUGCUACCCUUUGGUACUUUUUCCGAGUAUCCCCUUUACUUUCCAGAUAAAAAAAGAGCUUCUAUUGGUAAUCAUUUUGUUCACAAUAUUCUUUUUGGAUCUUAACUUUCGUCGCCUGUCUUUUAAGAUGAGGUCAGCAAGCUUCGCUUUUCUUUAAUUUGUUGGAACUAGGCUAGUAAGUUCAAAAGAUUGAUGCCUGGGGUUGGUUUAAUGGUAGUUCUGGCUGUGUGUUCCUGUCACUAAGCUAUCAUACGUGCAAGGAACUUGCACAAGUGGGCUAGUUUGAGGAUUAAGUGAGGUUCUUAGAACACUUCUGGGGAAAGGGUUUUUCCAAAAUGCAAAUAGUGUUUAGUAAAGUGUAAUUUUUAAACACACUGGGAAGCAAUUUUGACUUAAAUGCUAUUUUGGAAAAAACUACAUUUUGUUAAGGACAUUUGCUAGUCUUUUUUUUAAAUUCUCAAACCUUUGUCGGUGGAACUCAGCCGCUGACGAGCCAAAUCGGCCGUUGGCAGUCUAGCUGCCAGCUAGCCUGGCCUAAGAUCACGUAACCCAGGCGACGCCACCUAAGGUCACCCGAUCUUAGGCAAGGCUGGCCGGCGCCAGACUAGCUUGCCGGGAGCCAAAUCUGGCCUCGCCAGCGGCCUGAAUCAUCGCCAGCGACCUCACAUGAGGUGGGGACAUUUUCGAAAUUAUGAAAGUUUAGUGAGGUCAAAGUUGGAAGAAAAAAAAUUGUAUUUGCAUUCUGGAAAUGCUCAAAGCUCAUAGCACUUCUGAAUCUGCCUUGGGCUAGAGACCUUUGGAAAUACAAUUGCAUCUCCCCAAGGGCCUUUAGAACCCAAGGGGCUUUGGGAAAGUGGUUCCCAAAUUGUCUAAGCAUGCUCCGGCAUUUUUAGACUUUAGAGUCAGUGUACCUUUAUAUAGAAAAAUUUAGACAGAGUGAAAGAAAAAAGUAACUCGAUGAGAUCUUCAUUGAAUUAAUUUUCUAGUGGAGAAACCAGCUUUGAAGAUUUCUUUCCUUUUUGAGUUUUCAUCUAUGUCAUUACUGUAAUAUCUAGAAGACAGGCAGAAAAAAAUUAAUGGUUGUCCUUGGAUUUAUGAAAGUUACAGUAGAGUAAUGACAUGGACAGAUCUUAUCGACUAGCCGAUGAAACCUGUUUCUUAUGAAAAUUCCAAGCACAUGGUGUUUGUAAUGGUUUUGUUGUUCAGUCAAUUGUAUUUUGCUUUAUGAGUCAUUAAAC